Molecule: messenger RNA, 3489 nt
Organism: Neolamprologus brichardi
Lineage: Eukaryota; Metazoa; Chordata; Actinopteri; Cichliformes; Cichlidae
Biological process (GO): regulation of transcription by RNA polymerase II; embryo development
Cellular component (GO): nucleus
Molecular function (GO): RNA polymerase II transcription regulatory region sequence-specific DNA binding; DNA-binding transcription factor activity, RNA polymerase II-specific
Source: RefSeq, a predicted model, not a curated record
AAGAAGGAGAACGGAAAUGACUUGCCUCUUUACUGCUCAACAAUUCAGUCUUCGGCAUCGGUAAGAGUUUGUCGAGGAGAGAUUAGCUGCUGCUGAAGACGAAAUCUUCUCAGAUCUUCAGAAACGAUCUCCCAGCAUGAGGACGACAUCAACCGUGAGCACAGACUGGUAGAGACUAACCGGAAACUCGAGAUAAAGUUACAAAUAAUAGACCUCCCACAACAACAUGACCAGCAAGGAGGACUCAGAUCAACAGAAGACCUCCAACAACGUGACGAUUAAGGAGGACCCAGAUCAGCAGGAGACCUCUGAUAACAACAUGAUGUUUAAGGAGGACCCAGACCUGCAAGUUUGUAACCAGGAGAGGAACUCCAGUCUGGAGAAGGAGAACCCAGAGCCGACACAGAUUAAAGAUGAACAGGAGGAACUCUGCAUCAGUGAGGAGGGAGAGCAGCUUGUAGUGAAGGAGGAGGUUGAUGGUAUCAUCGUUUGGACUGGUAAAGAACGGCUCAGUCUUCUGGAUAAAAUCUGGAAACCAAAAGAAAACUUGGACCUCCCACUACAACAUGACUGUAAGGAGGAAGAAGUACUCAUAGACCAGCAGGUCUGUAACCAGGAGAGGAGCUCCAGUCUGGACCAGGACUCAGAGCCCCCACAGAUUAAAGAUGAAAAGGAGGAGCUAUGCAUCAGUCAGGAGGGAGAGCAGCUUGCAGUGAAGGAGGAGGUUGAUACUUUUACAGUCACUCCAGGAGCAAACACUGACCUGCUCCUUUCUUGCAAGUCUUCUGAAACUGAGAGCCAAAAACAGGAAGAAAGCAAGCAUGUGCUCUCAGGAUUGAUUAUACAUUUUGAGCUGAAGAACACAUCACAACAGACAAAUAAGAGUCAGAGUAACACAGUAGACACCUGUCUCGAAUCAGAGAGUCAGGGUAAAACUGAUACAAACAAAAAGCCUAUAAAAUGUGAAACUUGUGGAAAAACAUUUCGGUUUGACUGCCACUUAGCAAAACACGCACGAGUUCACACGGGUGAGAAACCUUAUACUUGUAGCAAUUGUGGAAAAAGGUUCACUCAGAUGGUAAACUUGAAAAUUCACAUGAGACUACAUACAGGUGAGAAGCCAUAUACUUGUAACACCUGUGGGAAAAAGUUUACUUUCUUAUCACCUUUCAAAAUCCAUGUUAAACAUCACGCAGGUGACAGGCCAUUUCCUUGUAGCAUCUGUGGAAAAAGAUUUGUUAUAAAGGCGGGACUGGAAAGUCACAUGAAAAGUCACACAGGUGAGAAGGCGUAUCCAUGUAGCACCUGUGGGAAAAGAUUCUCACUGAAGUCAGGAUUGGACAGUCACAUGACAAUCCACACAGGUGAGAAGCCUUUUUCCUGUAGCACCUGUGGGAGAAGAUUCAGAAAAAAAUCAAUAUUGGAAGGCCAUUUAAGAACGCACACCGGUGAGAAACCUUUCCCCUGUACCUACUGUGGGAAUGUAUUCAGUCGGAGGGUAAACUUGAAAACACACAUGAGAAAACAUACAGGUGAGAAGCCGUAUUCCUGUAGUGAGUGUGGGAAAAGAUUUAGUAGCUUUUCAGGAUUCAAAAAUCAUAUGAGAAUCCACUCAGGUGAAAAACCAUAUUCUUGCAGCACCUGUGGCAAAAGAUUCACUCAGCGAUCAGGACUGGAAACACACCUGAGAAUUCACACGGGUGAGAGGCCACAUACUUGUGGAACUUGUGGCAAAAACUUCAGUGAUUCAUCAGCAAUCAGAAAACAUGUGAGAGUCCACAUAGGUGAGAAACCACAUACUUGUGGUGCCUGUGGAAAAAGUUUCAGUGAUGAGUUGAAAUUCAAAAGUCAUCUCAAAGUUCACACAGGAGAGAACUUACGUUUCUGUAGUGUCUGUGGAAGAGGAUUCACUCAGGUGAAUCACUUGACAAGACAUAUGAGAACUCACACAGGUGAGAAGCCAUAUUCUUGUAGCACCUGUGGGAAAGGAUUUGGUGACUUAUCAGGGUUGAAAAGACACAUGAGAAUCCAUACAGGUGAAAGACCAUAUUCCUGUACCACCUGUGGGAAGACUUUUAGUGACUUAACAGGAUUCAAAACUCACACAAGACUUCACACGGGUGAAAAGCCAUAUUCCUGUAGUGUGUGUGAGAAAAGUUUUAUUCAGAUGAUACACUUAAAAAAUCAUAUGAGAAGGCAUACAGGUGAAAGGCCACACUCUUGUAGCAUCUGUGACAAAAGAUUCAGUUAUGCCUCAAACCUGAAAAAUCACAUGAAAAGUCACACUAGUUAAGUGUCCCACUCACUUAAAAAGCUGACCUCAUAUGCAUUUUAUUUCCAUAACAUUAACAAACUGUACCGAUCAUGUAUUCAAUUUGCUGUCCUAUUCUUAUGAUAAAUGGCAGCAGUGUGUACCUGUCCUGUACCACUACACUUGCUGUUUUUCGGAUAAUCAAUCAAUAAUUAUCUUGUGGGGCAUAAGUUUGACACCCCUGAUGUAGCGGAAACCCUGAUUUUAUAUUUGUCUGAAUUUAUUUUUGUUGUUGUUUUGUUUUAGGCUGUAGACAUGACAAACAUAAGUUGUAGAUGUAGGUUGUGUUUUAAGAAAUACCUUUCUUAUAGAAAAUCAAGGAUAGAUGAACUUCAUGCUUUUUAUGGAAAACUUUUAAUUCAGUUGUUCAGAGUUUAGCAAGAAAGUGCCACACAUAGGACAGAAAUACGUCAUUAUGGACUUGACGAGCUAUUCAUAUUAAUGAAAAUUAACCUUCAGUGUGUGUUGAACGGUUAUGAGUUUUAUGCAGUUCAAGUAAAGUUUUAAAAGUAAUCCUUAUAUAUUUUUCUGAGUAGUAAUAUCUAAGAUAUAAAGGAAACAUAAAUUCUGCCUUAUUUCACACAUUUUUCUUGGUUACUGAUAUUUUUUAUAUAAAUGUAGAAGCAGAUUCUUUUUUUCUUUUUUGUACUAUUUGAAUAAACAUGUCCUCGUCUGUGUUAUAGUUCUUGUUUAGCAGCAGAUUCACAGUUCAAACUGCAUGAAAAUUUUAUCAAUUUUGGUGAUCAUGUCAACAAUUAUUUGUAUUGAAUUUGAUGUGAACUCAGUAACAUAGGGUUUGACCUGCUUGAUAUGAAAUAUAUAUACUCUCUAUUGGUUUAAUGUGCAGUCUAAUGAGAGGGAUGCAUCGAAGUAACCAACUGAAAUGAUUAGAAGCAAACCUUUUGUGCAAAUGUGGUUUUAAUAUUUUUUUCAACAAGAUGGGGAAAAGUGUUUUUACCUUAGAUCAAAUUUUAUAAUGGUAUUUUGGUUACAGGCAACUUGUUACACUGCAGGAGCUUUGCAUGAGUCACGGUCAGAACGAACCUGAUAUACUGAAUACUGCACCUUGGCGCAGCCCCACAGUUCAUCCUCCAUCUGAAACGAGGAAUUUUACUGAAUUUUACUGUUUUGUCAAACUUCGCACAUCUGUUGCAAAACAAAAUAAACCAUUAAAACCA